Cloeon dipterum is the source of this 7581-nucleotide messenger RNA. It is a transcript of the gene Glut1, whose product is annotated as Glucose transporter 1. Lineage: Eukaryota; Metazoa; Arthropoda; Insecta; Ephemeroptera; Baetidae. The coding region runs from base 460 to 3111 and encodes 883 amino acids. The record is from RefSeq and is a predicted model, not a curated record. The transcript has 21 exons. Gene Ontology annotation, cellular component: membrane. Gene Ontology annotation, molecular function: hexose transmembrane transporter activity. Gene Ontology annotation, biological process: monosaccharide transmembrane transport.
CUGGCUGGCUCGCCAUUGCCAUUGCUGAGUGGAAGUGGUGUGGUGCCGGUCGGUCGGUCAGAAUGACUCUGGGUGCUCCUAGCCGCCUUCAGCCCAGUUCUUCGCCCUGAGAGUGCCAGCGGCCCUUCGCAGCACCGCCCCGACCUGUCAGAGUGCCGACGACGCCUUGUCUCUCUUUCUCUCUCGCUGCGCUGUUCGCCGCUCUCGACGUCUCCAAGAGAGUGCUAUUUUCCCACAGCCACUCUACUGCCAAAGGUGUCCCUCGCUGAAAUGUGCUGACUUCAGGGGGCCUCAACUCAAAGGAUUAUCGCAAUAAACCCUUGAUGUACUCGUGAUUUGCCAGUCUGUGAUCAACGCGGUAUCAAUUACUGAAGCAACAAAAUAUAUUUCGUCCUACAAGCCUGGAGGUUCCACAAAAUACGACGUAACGAUGGCAGCUUGUCGAUUUCAGACGGAGCAAUGGGCGAAACAAAACGAGUUUCAAAGCCCAUGAAAAAAUCUGCACGUCAGUCGCAGCAGAACGAAGAAGUUGCCGAAAUACAUCAAACGCCCGACCUGAUACUCGGCGACAACAACGAGGAGGACGAAGAUUACCACUAUUGUCGCGUUGUUGGUGACGAGGAAGGAGUCCUAAGAUCCGUGUCUCAGUCGUCGCACCACCAUCAUGGGCCCCACGGGGUCGACGGGCACCACCGGGAGCUACUCGAGCUAGAGUACGAGGAGGAGAUCCUAGAGCUGUCCGGCUACCACCACAGGCCACCCUCCUUGGUCGGGCAUGUUAACAGCGCGUACACGGGCGGCUUCCUUCCCUUCGGUGAUAGCGCGUCGUCAGUUGCCACUGCCUCUCCGCCCCCGCUGCUGCCCCCCCUGCCCCCAGCCGCGUCGUCAGCCGCGUCCACCCUCGUGUCGGGCCACCAGUUCAGCGAGACCACGUACUAUAAGCUGACUGCUGGCACGCCCCAGUCGACCACCUCGCGCGGCUCCCGUGGCUCCCGCGGCAGCAAUUCUUCCCGCCGCAAAGCCAGUGAUGCGGCGAAGGAAGAAAUUCAAGACGACGACGAAGAAGCCAGCUUGAGGGAGUUACUAAUGAGUGGAGGCAGAAUGGAGUACGGUCUUCAACAGCAAGUCACCGUGAUGAGCAUGAACCUGAGCAGCAAGCUGGACGAGCUGCAGAGCGACCGCCACUUCGAGACGACGGUGGCGCUCUCAGAGAUCCGCACGCAGCUGCAAGAACUGACCAAAUCGGUCGAUUCGUGCCACACUGAGAUCGGACUGGUCAAAACGGACAUGGUCGCCAUCAAGCACGAACUCGACGCCGUGCAGCAAGUCAAGGAGGAGAUCGAGGAGCUAAGGGAGUACGUCGACCGACUCGAGGAGCAGAGCCACAGACGAAAGGCGCUGCUCCUCAGACAGUUAGUCGACAACUGCGCGGGCCUCACGAUGUUUCUCUCGUACGCCAUUUUCGCAGCGGUGCUCGGCAUGCUGCAAUUUGGCUACAACACGGGCGUCAUCAAUGCUCCGGAAUUGAAUAUAGAGAACUUCAUGAAGGAUGUGUACAAAGACCGCUUCGGCGAAGACAUCCCCGAGGAGAAGGUGAAAAUCCUGUACUCAAUAGCAGUGUCAAUAUUCGCCAUCGGCGGCAUGGUCGGUGGUUUCAGCGGCGGCACCAUCGCCAACAGAUUCGGCAGGAAGGGUGGUCUUCUGCUAAACAACUUCCUAGGAAUAGGAGGAGCGUGCCUCAUGGGAGUUACUAAAAUAGCUCAUUCUUACGAAAUUUUAUUUCUUGGACGCUUUAUUAUCGGUGUGAAUUGUGGUCUGAACACCUCGCUAGUGCCGAUGUACAUUUCGGAGAUCGCGCCGCUGAAUCUGCGGGGCGGGCUGGGCACGGUGAACCAGUUGGCGGUCACCGUGGGUCUGCUCAUCUCGCAAGUGCUCGGCGUCGAGCAGAUUCUUGGCACCAACGACGGCUGGCCCGUCCUCCUUGGUUUGGCCAUUUUCCCCGCAAUCCUGCAGCUUAUCCUUCUGCCCGUGUGUCCAGAGUCACCGAGGUACCUUCUUAUUACAAAGCAAUGGGAAGAGGAGGCUAGAAGAGCCCUGCGACGGUUACGUGCCUCAAAUCAAGUAGAGGAGGAUAUCGAAGAGAUGCGGGCUGAGGAGCGCGCUCAACAGACUGAAUCUGCCAUCUCCAUGUCCGAGUUGAUCUGCUCCCCGACGCUGCGCUCGCCUCUGGUCAUCGGGGUGGUGAUGCAGCUGUCGCAACAGCUCUCAGGCAUCAACGCUGUGUUCUAUUACUCGACGGGGCUGUUCAUCAGCUCGGGUCUGUCGGACGAGAGUGCCAAGUUCGCCACGAUAGGAAUAGGCUGUAUCAUGGUGUGCAUGACGCUGGUCUCCAUCCCCCUGAUGGACCGCACCGGCAGACGCACCCUCCACCUCUACGGGCUCGGGGGAAUGUUCAUCAUGUCCAUUUUCAUCACCAUCUCCUUCCUUAUAAAGGAAUUCUUUGGUUAUGUACAGGAAAUGAUCGACUGGAUGUCGUACCUCUCGGUCGUCUCCAUCCUCGGCUUCGUCGUCUUCUUCGCCGUCGGGCCCGGCUCCAUACCCUGGAUGAUCACGGCCGAGCUCUUCUCCCAGGGUCCAAGACCUGCCGCCAUGUCAAUAGCCGUGCUCGUCAACUGGAUGGCCAACUUCCUCGUCGGAAUCCUCUUCCCUACCAUGAAGACGGCACUGGAAAACUACACGUUUUUGCCAUUCAGCGUGUUUCUUGCCAUAUUCUGGACCUUCACAUACAAAAAGGUGCCUGAAACGAAGAACAAAACGUUCGAGGAGAUCUUGGCUCUGUUCAGACAAGGCAAUGGGAGGGGCGGUCUACGGGAAAGUAGAUUGUAUGGGAGCAUGCUUAACUGUGUAAAUGCGUUAGAGGAACGCAUGAUGCAGGCCGAUCCCGGGGCCUCUAUUUUUGACAGCAAGCCACUUCCUGACUCAUCUGUCUGCGAGCGCUCUUCUCGAGAGCUCGGCCAAAGUGCAGCACGCAGACCCCGAGCAGCCCGCCAAGCACGGUGCCGUUCGGCCGGGCUGGUUCCUCCCCCAUCCUUCCGCACGCCGGCGGUCUGACAUUCGGCGCCACCUCGACCACCUAGUCCCCCUCCCCUGCUGCACGCGGCGUCGAUGCUGCUGCUGCUGUCGCCGCCGAGUCUCGAGACGCAGCUGCGCCAGCUGAUCGCGCGCAGGAGCAAGGCCUGCGCCCAGUACCUGAGGAACAGCGUCAGACGUCGUCCUGCUCCCCCUCCCCUCCAUCCCUGGACCACCGCCACGCUUGAAUUCGCUGCUCAGCACCACCCCUCGACCUCGGCCGGCGCUCACAUUCUGGCCGCCUGACGCACCGCAAAGAGAGAGAGAAUCGGCCACACUGUGACGCCCCCCGACACACGAAAAUACGCAGUUAUUUUUACAAACGCGACGACGCACGUUAUUAUGUGUACUUGCUAAAAAAAGAGAAAACCACGUAUAUGGUAUUAUAUAAAACGCUAGCUAAAUCAAAACUCUAAAAUCCGCUCACUGAAGCCAUCCAUUUGCUUGUAAACGAGGAAAACGACGAUUUGUAAAAGACACGUCUUCAACGACAAUCUAAAAACGAGAAACUUAAAAAUCCGUUUUCAUCUCACCCUGUUUUAGUUCUCUGUACACACACACACGCACAACAUAUUGUUUUGCCUCAUACUGCUCUAUAACAUAUGAUUAUUAUGAUUUGUAUGCUCUAUACACACACAUCCUGUCCUAUCUUGUUUUGAAUUCUGUCAGACUCGGCAUGUUUCGUGUUGAAUUACAUGCAAGAGAAAGAGAGAGACGAGAAUUGAAUGAGUACGCGGUAUGCUGUGACAGCAUUCGCGAAGACGAUGUGAGUGGGUGUUUCAUUUAUAUAUAUAUAUUAACAGAAGCAUAUAUAUAGUUGAAGUGAAAACCAUUUAAAAAUUUAAGAGAGAGGAGCCGCAAGCCGGCCCGCGCGACGUAAAUUAGUCGUCUUUAUAGUCUAAUUUACGCGGAUGUAUAAUAUAUUAUUCUAAUGGAAUCUCACUGCCAAAUAUUUAAAACGGCGACGCUAUUGGUGCGCUCCCGGCCGCCAUCUUGGAGGCGGCGGCGGCGUCGCUCGAACGGUCAUACACAACGUCGCAGCCGCGGACGCUGGCGACAAGCUCAAUUUUUAAAUUUAGAGAACACGAACAAAAGAAACUAUAACCUACUGAUCAAGGCUCGAGGAAAGGAUUCAAUUAUUAUGAUUGUACGAUAAAAAAAAAAAAACAAACACACACACACAAACACACACGACUCGUGUUAGUCUGUCUAGGUGACAAAAAUGAGAAAAUCAAAAUUGAACAAACACAUACACUUACACAACACAAGCAAAAAUCUCUCUCUCUUUGGAAAAGGAACAGUAGCGCAGCGUUGAGCGAAAUAUAUUAAUAUAAAGGAUUUAUAGACACUCACGUAUAUACAUACAUACUUAUAUUGUUUGCAUAUGCAACAGAGGUGUACACUGUCUGUUAUGAUUUGGCUUCGCAGUAGAACACAGGCCGAAGACGCGAGCAGUCUGCGCGGCGGCGGCGGCGGCGAGGAGCCGCUGGUGGCGCCUGUGUACUGCGUCAGGGCCCGAUGGCGCUUUCCACGCAUUCCCGGCGGAGGGCCGUGCGGAUGAACCACCACCCCCACCACCCAGCACCGACCCCACUCGUCGACAUGGACCAAAGUGAAUUACCAGCACACUAGUAGUGACUAAUCCGACACGAUAAUAAAUUUAAACGAACUGUGCGGCACAGCCGAGACUUGCUGAGAGACACGCAGUGUGCGCGCGCGACCAGUGACUGAUUUGUGGAAAGAAAGUUUGCUCAUAAACACGAAUGGUUUCUUACUUAAACUGCGAUCGGUAGCGAACUCGAUGAUAUACAUUAUAGCAGUGCAUCUAAAAGGGAAAAUCUAAAAUUAAUUAAUCUAACAAAAACACUCUCACACUGACACAGCAAGGAAAACAAAUUGCCUUCUUAAAAAAUACACUACACCUAACCAGACACUUUAACAAUUUCGUUCGAUUCGUAAGGACGGUGCCACCAGCACCACCACGCAAGAAGUGCCGGUUCGCCAUCCUUACUCGUCACUCUUCUGCGCGGAGGGUGAGCAAAAAAUUAGUCACACAAAUUAGCUUGUAAUUAGAGUACUUGUAUUCAGAGUCACGAAGAUUAUCAAACCGACGCGCAGAUCCACGCCCUUAUCUUUUCUCAAGUUAAAUGCGUUUUCGUUAGGGGUUCUGUGUUGCAAUAAUUCAAGCAAUCCGCGUCGCAGUUGGUGUCAAACCAAAGCGCAUGAGUUGAUCCACAACAUAAGUUGAAACCGUGACCGCGGGAACCGGUGUCUGCCUGUCUGGGAAGAAAACUACAGCUGGAGCAGGCGACACUAGAGACAUCUAGCGAGAUCACUCACACAGUUCGAGCAGUCACGUGACUCAAUCCCAUCAUCUCAUUGGCUAAUAAGAGUAGGCACGCACAUCUCUUCUUGCUUCUCGCUUCCACUCCCACUCCCUCCAAGCAGUGGAGCGCAUGUCACACUCCUCAGAGUGGGGCGCAAUUGCAAGAGGAGGGAGAAGCAGGAAACGAAAAAGCCUGCUCUAAACCAAUGGAAUCACGGGAUUGAGUCACGUGAAUGCUCAAACUGCAUAUGCUUCUCGGGAAGAUGUCUCUACUGUCGCAUGCUCCAGCGGUAGCCUUCUUUCUAGACACAUUUGAAACGCGAAUUUCUCUGUUGUUUUAUUUCCUGCGGUCAUGGUUUUGACAUAUGUUGUAGAUCAGCUCGUGCUCUUUCGUUUGACCCCAAUUGCGACGCGAUUGCUUCAUUAAUUCCAACACAGAGCCCCUAACCAAAAACUCAUUUAACAUUGGAAAGGAUAUUGAAGUGGAUCUGCGCGUCUGUCCGCCAAUCCGCGCGACUCUGAAUAUAAGGACUGUACUUGUAAUCACCGCGCUGAUUUACCGGUCGAAAUGCUCAUUACAGAAAAACUUUUAAACCGCGAGUAUUAUGAAUUAAAAUUAUUAUUCUUACUGUAACGCGACAAACGAGUGUAAAUAGAGGCAAAAGAAGGAGCGGCGGACUCGCCUCCCCGACGUUUAUAUCAAUCCAAUGCAUAAUUACUAAUUAUUUAAGAUUUCUCAACUAACGGUGAAGAAAGUUUUUAAUAGAUUCACACUCACACAGGGGAGUUAUUGACACACAAACACACACACACACACUUACACGACACACACACACACACACGAGACACAGAGUAUAGGGCAAAUGCUAGACAAGAGUAGCGAUCGAAAAAAGAUUUCUGGGACUGUCACACACAAAACACACACACACGCGUCUCUCGACAUCCGUGACCAUGCACACACACACACUCACACACACAUACAUACACACACCGUAAUUUCACGUGCGUCUCUUACUUAUCGGUUUCGAAGACACGAAGAAAAGAAAAAAACGUAAAUACACACAAAGAAACUCUCUCGCUCUACUACACUGUAGGAUUGCUGCUCUCUAUCUCAAAUCAAAAUUCGGUAUAGAAAAAGGAUAAAAAAGGCUUGUUGCAACCGAGGCGUAGACUCUGCACACACACCCACGUCUUUUUUGUAGAGUAACUAAAAAAAUUGUUUCUCUCUUAAGUGCAAACGUGAAAUGGACGAAGAGUUGAGAACAAAAAAGCUGCACACGGAAUAUGCAAUGGGACAAAAUAUAAUUCUAAAUGUAAAUAUACAGAUAUAUAUGCGAACUGCUGCCUGUUUUUUGAGGUAAAAUGGUGAUGAUUAUGAAUGGUAGGGGUUAAAAUGAUAUAUAUGCGACAAAAGAUCAUGCGAUGAUUCUGUGUUUCGAUUGUUGUUGUUCUUUUUUAAUUUAUAGAUGAUGUAUGUAUGCCACUAAGGAUAUAAAUAAUAAUUAUUCUAUCUAGUUCUUGUAUAGAACCAAACUUUUAGAAGUCAAAAAUUUUAGACGAAAGGAGCAGAUUAUUAAACUAACACUAAGAACAUAAAAAACUUUUUGGGAGUACGGACUACGUUCCUCUCUAGUUGAAAAACGCAAGAAAAAUCCAAAAAACGAUGAUCACCUGGGCUUCUUGUAAAAUAUUCUUACAUUUGACGAGUUUCCUUCGAAAAAAAGAGUAAAAGAACAAACCAAAACAUCCAGCAAUUACCGCAAAGAAAAACAACUCUGACACACGAAAAGAUUAAGAAAACGUUUACACACACACUAUAGUUAAAUUAACUAUCGUUUUGGUAUUAUCGUUUUGGACAGGGCCCGCGGCGAAAGGCGCCAAAGUGCGCGCAUUUCCAAAAGGCAAUGGUGCAUUUUGUUACUCGCGCCAUUCGAUCCAAGUUGUUCGCGGUUUCGGCUCAAACGUUCUCCAAUGUGACGGGUUCUGUCAAUUUUAUUAGCUGUUGCGCGAAGAAAAGUGUUAAUCGAAAAAACCAAUAAACUGCUCUGUUGGUAUGUUAAGAGUUGAAUGGAAAAUCUGUAAGUUCCAUGAAUGCAAUAAAAUUCUAUCUCUAUAAAAAAUCAAAA